GGUUGAUGAAUGCCACGCCUUCCGCCCACUUCUCCUCCCCAAUUGACACCAAAACAAACCACCAAAUUGUCGCGCCCACUGACCUCCGCUCCUCGCGCCCCGUGCACGCGAUGGGCCAGCGUGACAAUUGACUCAACGAUUUGACUUUCUGCAUUCAACCUGCACCAGAAACGCGACUGCGACAUGGACUCCGCUUGGCGGCAAGGAGGAGCUGCGGGAGGCUGCUUACAGACUCCCACCUUUGGCGGGCCCUUCGACGCAGCACAGAACAACGAGGACUGGGAGGAAUGGCUGCGAUGGGAUCCGGCUGCUGAGCCCACUUCGCCCGACGACACCUUCAACUCCGCUUCAUCCAAGAACGACUCACCCCUCCAGGACCCCGUUUUCCCUGCCUUUGGCGGGAUCAACGAUGAACCUCUGGCGCCACCGCUUAUCGUGGGCGACGACAACCUGGGCUUUGGAGACGGCACAGCAUUGGACCCCGACUUCGCGCUCUUCGGUGCUGGCGACAUCAAUACCGGCUUCGACUUCUCCCAAAACACCGGACUAGAUGCCUUGUCGAGCAUUCCAAAGAUUGAUACCAAUGUCGCCCAAUGGACAUUACCCUCGAAUGCAGCAGUCGAUCCUAUUGCUUCCCUGGCUGUCGAAAAUGCCCAAGUCCCGACUUCCGCGACCUCAUUGACCGCCGCGACGCCGAGCUUGCACCAAAGUCCUGGGUCUUCCAAUACAUCACAGCGGGGACAGAGCAUUACCUCCACAUCGCCUUUGCCGCCAAAGAAGAAAGGAGGACGCAAGAGGAAGGCUGAAACGCAGCCGGAACCCAGCGGAGGCGAUGGUGAUGGCGACUCACCCGAGGGGGAGGAUCAUCCGAACAAGAAGAUCACCUCACACAAUGUCAUUGAGAAGAGAUAUCGCAACAAUCUGAAUGACAAGAUCAUCGAGCUUCGACAAAGUGUGCCCAGCUUGCGUGCUAUGGGCCGCUCCAACAAGGGAGACAAUUUGGAAGAUCUCGAAGGCCUGACCCCUGCACACAAGCUGAACAAGGCGACCAUCAUGGCCAAAGCUACCGAGUACAUCAAGCACCUGGAAAAGCGCAACAAAACGAUGGCUGAUCAGAUGGCUGCGCUGAAGGAGCAGCUGGCGAGAGUCGAAGCUUCCGUUGGCCAGUCGAGGCAAGGAAGCGCUCACAGCAGUCCGAUCUCUGAGUCCGACCGAUCCCGAGCAACCUCUUCUGCAGGACAUGGCGCCUCGCCAAACUUUCUCAAUGUGCCUCAGGAUCAAACGCGCUUUGGACAGCCCAUUGUGCAGCAACAGUAUAUGCAGGCGCAAGGCCAGCCAACAUAUGCUCGGCCCCCGAAUCCACCCGUUGAGGCGCAAAACCAGCAGCCAAUUGCUAAAGGCCAUGGUAAAGGCUUCGUGAACAAGGUGAUGCUUGGAACGAUGGCCGGUGUCAUGGCUAUGGAAGGGUACAGCGAGCAUCAACAGUCCGGCGAAGGUACUUCUGGAUUGGCCGCGCUACCUACAGCACUCUUCAAGCGCGGCAUGGAAGGUGGCAUGUCAUCUUCCUCCAUGGCAGCCAUGUCACGUCAAGCCCUGCUGCCAAUGCUCAAGGUCUGCAUGGUCGUUGGCACGCUUCUCUACUUGCUUGCUCCGUUACUGAACUUCUCUCCACGACGCAAACAGAAGAUGUCUACCACAGUACGCCUUCCCAAGGCUCCCUCGUUGGCUUCACCGGUAGAAGUUCGCCGGCAGGCCUGGCUCACCGCCAUUCAAACUGUAUGGGUUCCCAAGCACUUCCUUCUAGAAGUUGCCGCAGUGGGUGCCAAAAUGUUCCAGCUCAGCCUGCGUAGAUUUGUCGGCCCGGAGGUCUUCAUGGCACUCACCGGCACCAAUAAGGAAGAGGAGGCAGCGCGUGUCAAAGGAUGGGACAUUGCCAUUGAUGCACAGCUUGCCGGAGGCGACGCCCAAGUUUCGUACUAUCGACUAUUACUGACUUUGAUGGAGAGCGGUACCCUACCCGACUCACCGGCCAGACUCAUGCAAAAGGCCGUCCACUUCCGCGUCUUCUUCUGGGAAGUUGCUAAUGCGGGUUAUGGCAACAUCCUGGGAUUCAAGUCCUUCACCGAGAAAGUCGGCCGAAUCUACUGGGAUUCUGCUCGCCGUCAACAAAAGGAACUGCUUGCUGCCAAAGCCCAAGGCCGUCCCACAGAAGAGGACGACAUUGAUCUAUUGCCGGAUCACUUGGCACGGCUCGUCGAGCUGGACUGUGACGAAGUGCUCAGCGACGAGAUGAUCCAACGUGCGUGGAAUCUAGCGUGGAACAAACCCAGUGCACAUUCGCUUGAUCCCAACGCGGCCAAGGACAAUGUGGUCGAGGAUCACGCUAUCCGCUCGCCCAUCGACGCUGUUGCCGCGUGGUAUGCGAACACCACCAUCGACGACACGCUUGCGGAUACACUGACUGACAACGCCUCCACGUUCGACAUUGAGUACUACCUUGGUCUUGCCUUGAGCGUGGCGCCGCCAGCGUCUAGCACGCAUGUGCGCGCACUAACCGCCAAGGCUGUACUGUCCAACACCAACCGUGCUGCAAACAUUGUCGUGGCUUUGGACGCACUGCCCGUCAUGUCUCCUACGGGCGGCAUGAAUCUGGUCAGCCAUGCUCCCGCGUCGCCCGAUGUUUUCACAUCUUUGACGCUGGCUAAGUUGAUUUCACUUUCAACUAGCUCGUCACCGAAAGCUGCCCGCGAGCGCGCACUUCGCGCCCUGAACGGCCUUAAGCUUGCUCCUGGCCAGUUUACACUUCUGACGGCCGUUGCUGCUUAUCGUCUGCUUCGCACGCUGACCUCCGGCAACACUGCUGCUCGUGCUAUGGGCGUGGAAGAGCUUGCUGGCAGCCUUAGGGUCUGGGCAGGAACAACCACCGGUAGGGCUAGCGGACUUGGGCACGUGGGCCGGACUAAGAUCGUGAAAUUGUGCUUGAGCAUUGCGAGGGAAAUGGGAGGCUGGGACGAAAAGGACAGCGGAUAUGCUUCGGCGGAUGGUGCUCGCAGUCAGAGCGCCAGUCCGACGCGAGUUUUCACGUAAGCACGUGCAGGUCGUGAAGCAAAAUGACAUGACAGGGGUUUUGAAUUGAUCAGUUCUAGCAAUUUAGCGAGCUGGAGCAUUAGACAUGUUCUUCUAUAGAUGUGCAUGAAGCACGUAUUUCGACC
This is a messenger RNA of Cercospora beticola, 3212 nucleotides long. RefSeq names its product basic helix-loop-helix domain-containing protein. NCBI's taxonomy places the organism in Eukaryota, Fungi, Ascomycota, Dothideomycetes, Mycosphaerellales, Mycosphaerellaceae. The record is from RefSeq and is a predicted model, not a curated record. Gene Ontology annotation, molecular function: protein dimerization activity. Gene Ontology annotation, biological process: positive regulation of transcription by RNA polymerase II; SREBP signaling pathway.